Messenger RNA from Punctularia strigosozonata HHB-11173 SS5, 2616 nucleotides. RefSeq names its product WD40 repeat-like protein. The record is from RefSeq and is a predicted model, not a curated record. Gene Ontology annotation, cellular component: GID complex. Gene Ontology annotation, biological process: proteasome-mediated ubiquitin-dependent protein catabolic process. The transcript has 12 exons. NCBI's taxonomy places the organism in Eukaryota, Fungi, Basidiomycota, Agaricomycetes, Corticiales, Punctulariaceae. Bases 439 to 2463 code for a protein of 674 amino acids. Gene Ontology annotation, molecular function: protein binding.
CACCGUCCAGCCGGGGUACGACCCCAUCGAAAGCCUCGUGUUUCGAACUGGCACUGCACUUGAUAUUCUCUUUAUCUACCACCACCGUGUCCAGUCGCAACCAUUGAUCCCUCGCCCCUUUCCCCGCUCGUGUCUGAUCGCUCGGAGGAGCGGCAUCCACCGAUCGCUCUGAAUCCCGCGGCGGCAUCGAGCGUUUUGUCUGCACUAUUAGACGAGCAGUCGGGUGCAUCUGCAUCUGCCACGAGGCGCACCAGGUCCGAAUACGAAGACGACGCCAGUGACAGUGAGGGCCGGGUCGUAUCCAGUGCCGGACAACGCAGAGUGACAAAACGACAGAGACUCGAUUCACCGAACCGAACGCCGACCCCCACUGCACACGCGCUCGGCUUCGACAGAUCCACAACUGCUACGGCCUACACCUCCACCCCUACACCAGUUAUGCGACUGUCUGAGCGCGACGACGAAUCGUUACUCUCCAUCUCCCCCUCCAUGGCUAACGACGCCUUUGCCGGUCCAUCAACGCCAUCCACCUCCGCUAAUCCCGGAACCUCUAAUGGACACAGCAAUGGGCACACUAAUGGCGCAUCGACCUCCGGGUUGAAGGAAGGGUUCUCCGUACGCAAAUCCGGGAAGUCGGUGACGCGCGUAUCCCUCCCCGGCAAGACCCUGUACGAUGAUUCAUUGGUGGAUCGGGAAGAGUUUGUGAGGCUCGUAAUACAGAGUUUGAGGGAGGUGGGAUAUAUUGAAUCUGCUGCCACAUUGGAAGCAGAAUCUGGGUAUGAGAUGGAAUUACCUCAAGUAUCCGACUUCCGGCGAUACAUUUUGGAUGGGCUAUGGGGCGAGGCCGAGGAUGCUCUCCUGCAAUUGGGUGUGGCCGAUCACGAUGCCCUCUAUGAGGCCAGGUUUCUGAUCAGUCGGCAAAAGUACUUGGAGCUACUGGAAGAAGAUGACACGACAGCCGCGUUACAUGUGUUGCGAACAGAGAUCACUCCCUUAAACAUUGACACCGAAACCUUGCAUUUCCUCUCCAGUCUGCUGAUGUGCGCUGAUACUGCGGACCUACGACAACGAGUUAAUUGGGAUGACUCUCCAGGAAGUUCAAGACGCCGCCUUCUUUCUGAGUUACAACGCUUCAUACCAUCAUCCAUCAUGAUCCCACCGCGACGUUUCUCGACGUUAUUAACCCAAGCCCUUACAUAUCAGCGCCAGAGCUGUAUAUAUCAUAAUGGACCUACCCCGCUCCCGAUACCAGGUUCAGGCUCAUCCUUGACCUCCUCGAGCUCUGCCUUCUCUCUUUAUCGAGACCACUUGUGCGACAAGAACGCAUUCCCGCGGAUCACCACCAUGAUACUCGAAGGACACACGGACGAAGUUUGGAAUCUCAAGUGGAGCCACGACGGCCAAUUCUUAGCAACUGUGAGCAAAGACCAGACAGCAAUCAUCUGGAAGGUCGGGCCCGAAGAGGACGCUGCAACGAGGGAAUGCUCGCAAGUAUUUGUGCUCCGCGACCAUGAAUACGAAGUGGGCUGCCUAGCCUGGUCCAUAGAUGAUAAGGUGCUACUCACAGGAGCAGAUCACGUUAUCACGCGAUGGAACGCGCAGACCGGCGCAUGCAUGGGCAAACUUCCCUCGGCCCACCAUGAGACUGUCACAGCGUUAGUAUGGUUGCCAGAUGGAUCAGGAUUCAUCUCGGGUGCUCUCGACCGCAAGAUCAUUCUAUGGGACGCUGACGGCAAGCAACGGGAUAAUUGGGGGACCACGGCUAUUCGUGUAACGGAUCUUGCGGUGACCCCAGAUUUAACUCGCGUGGUGGCAGUGGGGAUGUACCAUGUCCCAACGGUCCCGAAUCCGGGCCCCCAUAACGGCGCCGAUUCAGGAACGGGGGCAGCUGCAGGGACGCCGGGAGUGUCGCAAAGGGAGACUCGCAUGAUUGUGUACGACUUAGCAACGAAGCAGCCAGAAGCGUCAAUCCGCCUGGAAGGGGAGCUCACGAGCGUGAGCAUCUCACAGGACUCCCGCUAUGCAUUGGUCAACCACACUCCGGACGAAAUUCAUCUGUGGGAUCUAAAUACGGCUCGGUUAGUGCGCAAGUUAACCGGACAGCGUCAAGGCAACCACGUUAUUCGGAGCUGUUUUGGUGGCGUCGACGGCAACUUCGUCGCGAGCGGAAGCGAAGAUGCGAACGUGUAUAUCUGGCACCGGGAUAGCGGCGCCUUACUCGAAGUCCUAUCAGGCCAUGGGAGAGGAAGUGUUAAUGCUGUGGCGUGGAACCCGCGCAACGCGAGAAUGUUUGCCAGUUGUUCUGACGAUGCUACUGUCAGAAUCUGGGAGAGCGAGCCCGGCGGAACGUUCUCAAGCGACAUCGCGCGAAUCAGCGAGCCGGAUUCGAAAGGCAAGGGCAAGACGCGCGAACGCUGGGAUGCAACCGGCGGCCGUGCUCACACUUCGGGAUUGACACUCUGACGACUGUGGUCAGCCUUCUAUUGAUCUUUCACUUCAACUGUGCAUAUAUAUCAUUCAAUCCCUGCAUAUUCAUGGAACUUACACAAUCAACACAAACAACCCUUCAGAUUCCUGGCUUGUCUCCCUAACCAACUGUACAUUGCAUAUUAUAGA